UGAUCUCUCUCUCUCCGUGUGUUGUAGUUGGGGAGUUGUUUCGGAUCUCUUUGUCACAAACCAACCAAUAAAUAUAGAUGGAACAACAGGGAAAGUAGAUUGGUUACUUUUGAUUUUGGUGCUGUAGAUAACAAAAACAACAUUUCUUACCAAGAUAUUUAUCCUUCUGAUCUGAUAAAUUCCCAAGCAAAAUACAAUACCGACCAAAACUUAGCCAGAAAGAAUUCUGCAAAACCUCCCGUCUCUUUCUUUUUUCUUUCCUUUGUGUUUCCCUCCCGUUCUCAAAGGUGACAGUCAGGGAUCUAAUUCUGCCAAGGAAAAGGCGAUCACGACGUUGGUGAUUUUCAUUUUCCGGGUUUCUAGUGAAUCGUGAUUCUGGGCUUUCCAAAAGGCUUAUCCUUAAUCGGAUCUUUCUCCUUUUAUCAGGGUUAUAUUCCAUCCAGGUCCGCUUUCAUCCUCCUCCAGUCCUCCUAUAUAUUUCCGAUUGUAAUUCACUUUUCGGCUUGGCUUCUCAGUUUUUUAUUGUUUUGUGUUUUGGGAAUUUGCUUUUGUCGUUUAAAACCCCGGAGAACCGGAAAGAAAACUGCAGCUUUGCGGUGGCAAAUUCCAGUACGACGCUUUAGCUUCGAUUUAGGUUCCAAGUUUAUUCCUUUUGUUUUGGUUUUUAAUUUCUUCAUGAUUUCUCUCGGUAAUCUAGGGACGGCUGUUACUUGUUAUGGUCUUCAAAUUAUUAUUGAAAUAAAAAAAGUAUUGGAGUUUCUUUCUUAAAAUAAUGGCCUUAUUGGUUCGGAGGGAUUACAGAUUUAUUGAUUUCUUUUGAAUUUAAGUUGUGGUUGCUUCAGGUUCGGUCUCUAUUCCGAAAUUGCUAUCCUACUCUAUCGGAGAUAUAGUUUUAUAUAAAUGAAGUCAAUAGUAAAUGCAAUCGCGAUGACUUUUGCAAAUACUGAUUGCGAGUAUUAGUUUUUUAUUCCUGAGCUAACUUUGUGCUUGGGUUUUUGUUUAGCUGUUUAUCUCAACUAGAACGCUUUGUAAAUGGUUAUCAGUGAUUUAAGUAAACUUUGGGUCUGUGUCAAAAGUUCGCAAAAGGUUGCUUAAUUUGGGGACUCGGUUGAGGGUUUGAACGGAUCCUUUGGUUUAUGUUUGUUGUUCCUAGGUUGUUGUCCCAAGGAAUCACAUGGUUGCUUGGUUGGUUGAGGGUAAUGUGGAAGAAUUGCAUGGUUCCUUGUUCAUUGUGUAUCACAUAUAGUGCCUGAAGAACGGCGACCUGCUGAUUUUGGGGUGUAAAUUUUGGAAAUUGUUUACUUCCAAAUAUUGAAGUGUUUUGAGCGUUAGCGGCAGUCCUAGAGUUGCCUCUUAUUGGGGUUUUGUGAUUGUAUAAUGCCCAUUUAAAUAUGCAAGAUUUAUUUUGUGAAGGACCAACAGUGAGAUGUUGUUUAGAGCUUCUUAUAUGAGCUUCCAAAACUUCUGAUAGAAAUACGUGGGUAGCAAUGCUAGGUUGCAGCCCAAAAUCUCACAAGUUUUUCUCUGCAUAAAAGAGUGUGUUACUGUAUAUACCUACACAGAUAAUAUGCACACAUGCAUACAUCUAAUAUAUAUUUCUUAUAUGCUACUUAAGUCAUGCUUAGUUGAAAUUUAUACAGCUAUUAUUUGUUAUUGCUGACCCUAUCUGGACUCGUUAAUUGGAGUACUUCAACUUAUUGUUAUAAGAUCUUAUACCAGGUAUUGGAUUUAUUCCAUGAGGGUCUUUGGUACUUUCAUGGAGGAUUGGCAUCUCUAAACUUGUUAGAUAAGGCAGAUCAGCUCCCGCUUUCUACAUUGCAGCUUAUUUUUUGGUGAAUAUAUAGUCAGAAGAUUGUAAAUAAGAUGAGAAUCCUUGCACGCAGUUAGUAGAAAACCAAAUGAGAAUAUGAGGCUUAUUGUUACUACUUUUGUUGGAGUAGUUUUUGGCUUCUUGAUAGGAAUAUCUUUUCCAACAUUGUCAUUAACUAAGGUGAAUCUCCCGUCCAGCCUUCUUCCUACAAUUGAUGUCUCAUACAUUAGAAAUAAAGAAUUAGGCAUUCGAAAUGCUUGGUCGUCUUUGCGUAGUAAUAAUAGCAGCUCAGCUCAAGCUCAAAAGUUAAAUGAUUCAUUGAAGAUUUGGGUUCCCUCAAAUCCUAGAGGUGCAGAAAGACUACCUCCAGGAAUUGUUGAAGCUGAGUCAGAUUUCUACCUGCGAAGAUUGUGGGGGAAGCCCAGUGAGGACUUGACCAAAAAGCCACAGUACCUUGUAACCUUCACUGUCGGGUAUGAUCAGAGGAAUAAUAUUGAUGCAGCGGUGAAGAAGUUUUCAGAUAACUUUACAAUCCUUCUAUUUCAUUAUGAUGGCCGAACAACUGAAUGGGACGAGUUUGAGUGGUCAAAGCAAGCCAUUCAUGUUAGCAUUCGUAAGCAGACUAAAUGGUGGUAUGCCAAGCGAUUUCUGCAUCCUGACAUAGUGGCUCCAUAUGACUACAUAUUUAUUUGGGAUGAAGACCUGGGAGUUGAGCAUUUUAAUGCAGAAGAAUACAUAAAGCUAGUGAGGAAGCAUGGCUUGGAGAUUUCGCAGCCUGGUUUGGAACCUAACAAAGGAUUAACAUGGCAGAUGACAAAGAGAAGAGGUGACCGUGAAGUUCACAAACAAACAGAGGAGAAACCUGGAUGGUGCAGUAGCCCACAUCUGCCUCCCUGUGCAGCGUUUGUUGAAAUCAUGGCCCCGGUAUUUUCGCGAGACGCAUGGCGCUGUGUGUGGCAUAUGAUUCAGAAUGACUUGGUCCAUGGUUGGGGUCUCGACUUUGCCCUUCGAAAAUGUGUAGACCCUGCCCAUGAGAAGAUUGGAGUUGUAGAUUCACAAUGGAUUGUGCAUCAAACUGUUCCCUCCCUUGGGAACCAGGGAGAAUCACAUGAUGGAAAGGCACCAUGGCAAGGGGUGAGGGAGAGGUGUAGGAAAGAGUGGACAAUGUUCCAAGGUCGACUGACAACAGCUGAACAUGCGUAUUUUAAAGCAAUGGGUGUUGAUCCUUCCAAUUCGACAGCUCAUUAGGGAAUAGCAACAACCGAAGAUGAUCGCAUGCUACCGGCAGCACCACCUGCUGCUCAGAGUUUUACAUUCAGCUUGUAAAAUUCUUUAUUUUAGCUUGUAACAAUAUUGUUUUUGUACAAUUCCUUGAACACAUUGAAAGGCAUAGAGUUUUAGUGCCGACUAGAGUUAGUUUGGAGGCACAUUCCACUAUUUUGCAACUAUUAUUACGUAAAUAAUGCCAACCCCACUAUAUCU
Molecule: messenger RNA, 3292 nt
Organism: Juglans microcarpa x Juglans regia
Lineage: Eukaryota; Viridiplantae; Streptophyta; Magnoliopsida; Fagales; Juglandaceae
Exons: 15
Coding region: 1907-3058 (383 amino acids)
Source: RefSeq, a predicted model, not a curated record